This is a messenger RNA of Alternaria alternata, 1917 nucleotides long. RefSeq names its product polygalacturonase precursor. Bases 174 to 1520 code for a protein of 448 amino acids. The transcript is spliced from 3 exons. Gene Ontology annotation, biological process: carbohydrate metabolic process. NCBI's taxonomy places the organism in Eukaryota, Fungi, Ascomycota, Dothideomycetes, Pleosporales, Pleosporaceae. Gene Ontology annotation, molecular function: polygalacturonase activity. The record is from RefSeq and is a predicted model, not a curated record.
CUUACGGGAGCGCAUAUCAUGGUCAGGAACCGGGGCCAAGGCCGCGGCUCGGACGGCUGGUAAUACUACGAUGAGGGUAUAUUAGACUGGCCGUCGUCGCGAUAGUUUUGGAGAUACAGACGUUGACCUCAAUCUUGUCAAUUAAUACCGUCGGCCCCUGAACGUCUGCCAAGAUGCGUGUCAACGAACUCCUCACAUACGCUUUGCUGCAAGCAUCAGCAGUACUAUCGACACCUCUCGAUGAGCGAAGCGUGAGCGUUGCUGCUUCCAAGAGGCCACACCAUCCCGCGUAUCCGUACCACCCAAAGAAGGCGUGUCCAGUCUCACCGCCACGAACCAAGACCUGCAGCGUCAAGGCUCUCGGCAACGGUAAAGACGAUUCUGCCAACAUCUUGGCUGCUAUUAAGAAGUGCAACAAUGGCGGGCACGUCGUUUUCCCCAAGGACCAGAAGUUCACCAUCGGAACCGCGCUGGAUUUGACCUUCCUCAACGGUAUUGAUCUUGACAUCCAAGGAUCUAUUCAAUUCACCAACGACACGGAUUAUUGGCAAGCCAAUGCUUUUAAGCAAGUGUUCCAAAAUGCCACCACCUUCUUCCAGCUCGGUGGCAAGGACAUCAACGUUUACGGAGGUGGUACCCUCGAUGGUAAUGGUCAGGCUUGGUACGAUCUCUAUGCCAAGGACAUCUACAUCCUACGACCUAUUCUCUUCGGUCUUAUUGGUGCUGAAGGUGCCGUGAUCUCGGAUCUGAAGUUCAGAUACAGCCCGCAGUGGUACACAUUGGUUGCCAACUCAAGUGACGUUGUCUUUGAUAACAUCGACAUCUUUGGCGGUAGUGUCAGCAAGAACCCCGCGAAGAACACUGACGGCUGGGACACGUACCGUUCCGACAACAUUGUCAUCCAAAACUCACACAUCGACAACGGCGACGACUGUGUCUCGUUCAAGCCUAACAGCACCAACAUCGUUGUUCAGAACCUUGUCUGCAACGGUAGCCACGGCAUCAGCGUAGGCUCUUUGGGCCAGUACCCUGGCGAGGUCGACUACGUUGAGAACGUCUACGUGUACAACAUUAGCAUGUCCAAUGCUUCAGACGGUGCGCGUAUCAAGGUCUGGCCCGGCGCUGCCUCCGCUCUCUCUGGUGAUCUGCAGGGUGGUGGCGGUGGUGGUGCAGUCAAGAACAUCACAUACGACGGCAUGACCAUCUCCAACGUCGACUACGCUAUUGAGAUUACUCAAUGCUAUGGCCAAAAGAAUCUGACUCUUUGCAACCAGUUCCCAUCCAACCUCACCAUCUCCGACAUUACUGUCAAGAACUUCCAUGGUACUACCAGCAAGAAGUACGACCCGUUAGUUGGAUACCUUGUCUGCUCCAGCCCAACAGUAUGCUCCAACAUCAACAUUGAGAACGUCAAUGUCACCAGCCCAAGUGGAACCAACCAGUACACUUGCGCGAACAUCGAUGGCAUUGGGAGCCAGGUCAACUGCACCACCAACGGAACCAAGGGAGGUGAAUCGUAAGCGUUUGUCAUUGUUAGAACGUAGAUAGAUACAGCAAUUCGAAUAUGUCGCUGGAAGAACCUGCUCACUUCGUUGAUGGCGUGCAUGGAUAUAUGAUCGCUACACUUAUCAAUGGAAGCUUUUAGUGCUUCUCUUCCAAUCAGCCCGCUUCUAAUGGCUUCUGCCAGAACCGGGUCAGGGAAUAUUCGUCUUGACCACAAUGUUAGAAUUUUGAGGGGUUGGUCAGAGGACGUAUCGAUGUAUUGAACAGAUGGCUGGUACAGAGACCAGUAAACAUCAGCGGUAUAUGUUGCGCUGUACUGACAUCACGGUCGUAAAGGCAGCCACUCCUAAAGCGCAGCAAGAACGUGUUAGAGCCUCAAGCAUAUGCCUUCGCUCCGUGCUAAAUGUGUGCUGA